CCCAAUGUUGAAAAUGUGGCCCCAAAUGAGGUGGAGCAAUUGCCUGUUAUCAUUCCUACUGAUGUGCAUGUAGAAACUAAUGAACAUGUUGAUAUGAACCAUGAUUCACACACUAAUGAAGAUGAGACUAUUUCUAAUGAGGUGGAGCAUGAUAAUGUAGAAUCACAUGUUGAAAAUUAUUUGCAUGACUAUCAACUUGCUAGGGAUAGAAAUAGAAGAACCAUUAGCAAACCUGCGAGAUAUGUUGAUGACUAUUUUAAACCUAUCUCUGUGAUUGUGCAUUGAUCUUUUGUUCUUUCUUGUCUUUGUGACCUUUUUUGCUUUUUUUUUUGUUUUUGAACUCGAUGACCCAAUGGUAGAGUUCGACUCUUCGUGAGUUAUUUUUGGCAUGCUUUAUGAUGUUGCCCAGUCUUUGUGACUUGAGAGUACUUAGUGAACUCUCCACCACUACGUGUGUUCUCAUUUGUUGAUUACACAUUUAGUGGUUAUAAGGCUAUGAUGAGUCCCGCGGUUCCUUGUCAAACUAUGUGCACUACUUUGGGCCAAAGGUGGAGAUUGUUAAUUUAUUUGGGUUGGCCCAAACAUAUUAAUAAUAUUUGACACCCAACCCAGCAGCCCAUUUACUCAAGCCCAACCUUUAUUCCUAACCUAAUUAAGCUUACCUUAAUUAGCUCCUAAAUCUCUACUAUAAAUUGAGGCUUCCCCUUUGUGUUUCUUCACCGUGAAAAAUAUUCCUUCUCUUUGUGAGUUCUUUGUGUGAUAUUUCUCUUCCUCUGUGAGUUCAUCUCAGUUCUUCUCCGUUUCUUUGUGAGUGGAGUGUGGCGAGGUUGGGUUGGGGUGUUGCUCCUUUUGGUACCCUUGUAGUGCACAACUACGGACCGAUUUUUACGGGUGACCUGAGCCUAAUCGGAAUAAAUACACAUAACAAGAUGAAUUAUGUGUCAUAUCGUGAAUGGUUGCAUAUAAAGUGGCAUAGGAGAGGUACCGGAGCAAUCCAUGCUCUCCACUCACGCUAGGAGGAGGACUGGACACCUACUUAGCUUGGGGCAAGAGGCAAUUGAAUUCUUGGAUUUGUUUGUCUAGAAUUGAAGUGGAAUGUGACAAUCAAUAUGAAAGAGGAAAUGAAUGGGAAGCUAUAAUGGGCAAGGAAUAUGGGCCACCAAAGGGGGGGUGUUAAAAUGAAGAAAUAGGAGAAAAGGCUUUUUACCAUUCUCCAUCCACCUUUUGUGUUUUGCCAAACUUAGCUUUGAACAGUGGUGCACCAUGUUCCUCUAAGCUCUCUACCUAGCCAAAGCAUAUAGUUAGGUCAAAUUUAAAAGCUAAGUUUUGAAUGGGGAAAUGAUGAUGGCACCUACUUCUCCUCCAUUCCAAGGAUGGGCCUUGGCACAAUUAUAUUAGUGCAAAAAGAUAUUUCAUUGUCACAACUCACAAGGAAACAUAAAUCAAUUCGAUGGUAUGAAGUGUAAAAUAUUAGAUCUCUGCAAAUAUUAGAGAUUUAAUUUUAAGCUAUCGAUCAGAUUGAGAUAUCAUGGACUAAAACUUAAUUUAUCGAUCGUCUCUCGUUUAAUUUCGAUAAAAGAAAAACAAUCUCAUAUCGUCGUCAUCUUCCACAAGCUUCCCGUCCACAAUUCUCAGGAGGUAUAGGCUAGAAAUGUCAUUGGCUGCUAGCGCUGUUGUAAGUCCUGCUAUAAUUCCAACAGGAAAUCAAUGUUGUAAACAACACAUCAAGCAUUUUCCUUUUAUUCCACUUGGACUAAAGCCUUUUCAUGCAAAACUACUACUCAGUGAAGGUAGAAGACAUUCUUCGCAGGGGAGACGUUCUUCCAUAUUUUCUUCAGCUGUUCUGAAUGCAAGAUGUGCUGCCGAAGGGCAAACCCAAACCGUUACCCGUCAGUCAUCAACCAUUACAGUUGCGCCUAGUCAAGGAAAGGAGAAAUCUCCAGAGCUUGACGAUGGUGGGGCAGGAUUUCCGCCCCGUGAUGAUGACGGAGGCGGUGGUGGUGGUGGGGGCGGAGGCAAUUGGUCGGGCGGGUUCUUCUUCUUUGGCUUUCUUGCAUUGUUGGGACUUUUAAAGGACCGAGAAAGUGAAGGGCCUUAUCAAGAAGACAGAAGAUGAAUCGAGAGCAUUUUCUGUGCAGUCGCGGUAUCUCAUAUUCCCUCUACGGUUUUUAAUGGCAAAUGCUUCUGGGGCUGUUUUGGUUCAUACAGACGAGAAGAUAAUGUCAUGUUCUUGAGGCCGAUUAUAUUGCAAUUUUACUAUUGAAAGAGGCACUUCUAAGCACACAUUAGCAUCUAAAGAGCCAUCUCUAGGCCUAGCUGAAAAAGGCAUGCCCCUAGAGUCCCUAAAUUUAUAGGGCUCCAAAUCUUUUAAGGUCAUAUUAGGGGUACACCAAAUGGUAUACUCCAUUUGUACACCAAGGCUUUUACAAACAGACACAGGUCAAACUUUCAAUGUCUGUGCAUGAACAAAUAUUGAGUCUCUGUGCGUUUGUAAAAGUUUUGGUAUACAAAUGAGGUAUACUAUAUGGGGUACCCUAUCAUUAUUGAUCUUUUAAACAUGUACUCCGUGUUAUGGACAUCUUUGUAUUCAAAAUUUCUUUAAACAAGUUGUGAAGCAUUCACUUUUUUCUCUCUCUCAAAGGACAUUAGAGAAAGUAAGCUUUUCAAGACUAUUGG
This is a messenger RNA of Cuscuta campestris, 2676 nucleotides long. The record is from the annotation of a GenBank genome assembly. NCBI's taxonomy places the organism in Eukaryota, Viridiplantae, Streptophyta, Magnoliopsida, Solanales, Convolvulaceae.